Mytilinidion resinicola is the source of this 2575-nucleotide messenger RNA. RefSeq lists its product as uncharacterized. The transcript is spliced from 6 exons. Gene Ontology annotation, cellular component: cytoplasm. The coding region runs from base 154 to 2424 and encodes 756 amino acids. The record is from RefSeq and is a predicted model, not a curated record. Lineage: Eukaryota; Fungi; Ascomycota; Dothideomycetes; Mytilinidiales; Mytilinidiaceae.
UACUAAAGUCGUGUUGGUUCACCCUCAGUCCUGGACACCUCCCGACCGCCACGCUCGUUUGCCACCCGCGUCAUAACUCUUGUGGUUGCGGACAUUCUCGCACGUUUUGCUUGGUUUCUUGGGUGCCAAGUCUUGAACAGGUACAGAAACAGCAUGCCUCCUAGGCGAUCUCCUAAGCGAUCGUUCGUGAGGCUAGACAACAUUGAAGACGGCGAGACUGUCCAUCAGCGCUGUGUACUCAUCUCAGGCCGAUGCGAGUCGUUCACCAAAGGGGAAGACUUCAUAUCAAUUUCAACUCUUGUUGCCUAUGGAUCUGAUGCCUUUCCGGUCCAAAAUUGGCCUGCUGCUGAAGGCCACUUCAGAGCUCUCAUUAUUCUCUCUCCUGGACUGAACAAGGUCGUCUUGAAGCACCAUCACAAUGGAGAGUUUCUGGCUGAAGUUUCUUUCAAUGUCACUUAUAUUCCACUUCUUCAAUUUCCACCCCUUCAUCUCGCUAUCAUGGUUGGAAAAGAUUCUCCUCUUCUGAUCGACUGCCCUCCGGUAAAGAGGGGUGCUUACUCUACCGCGCAUGCCGACCUUGACGGAGCUAUAUCAAAGCUGCGUAUGACAGCUUACAUGUGGCAAGCACUCACUGCAGAAGACAUGCGAUCUAAAGGACUUGGGCGCCGAUCGUUUCGUUUCGAUGAGGAGUGGGCUGUCGAUACCCUUAGUCGCGACUUUCUCCAAGCCACUUAUAACGACGACCUCGAGAGCGAGAAUGCUAUGAGGUCGACUGCGAAGGUUCACAUCAUUAGGUCCUCAAAGACUACGAAGGAACUACGAAGUGCCAACAUCACCCAACAAAACCCGAGUGCCAGCCGCAAGCAUGACCUCUUCGAGUUUUUCCUAGAUGCAUUGAAAGAAACUGGUGGUCCUUUUACCUCCUCCGCUCACCCUGUAGUUGCUGGUCUUAUCCUCGAUGCACACUACUCACCGAGCCAGAAGAUCAUUCUCGCCCACGCUGCUUUGGGUUGCCACAAUCCCGACGGUAUCUCUUUAGGCAUGUUCGGAAGUCACCUCACGUACUCUUGGCCGCGCUUCAUUGAAGAGGUCCCCGCCUGUCUCACAGAUACAAGACCACCGGGAGACAAAGUCGGCAAUGACAAUGGCGAGUGUGGAACCAUGUGGGAAGCGUGCUCGAUAGGCCAGGGUGCACAUAUCCAUGAAGUGGGACAUGCUUUCGGCCAACCGCAUCGUCCCGGCAUCAUGGAACGUGGUUUUGCUCAGGAUUGGCCCAAGAACUUUCUACCUCGUACAGCAUAUUGCUCAGCCAAGAAGACAGAAGGUGUGGUGGUUACUGCUGAGACACCGAACAAUGCCCACUGGAACCUCAUCGAUGCGCUAUCGUUCAAAGCACUGCCUCAUUUCAGACUGCCUUCCGAUCCUAUCCUACCAGCGAAAAUGCGAGACCUCCUGCCCAACGUUCAACUAGAGUACGUGGAUGACGAAGAUCUGAAACCCGCGAUUGGUAUCGAGUCGGCAAUUGGGAUUGCGCGGAUACAAUUCAAUGAUACUACGGAAGACCAUCCGUCCGUGUCUGAGCCAAUGAAGAUUCUUCGGUACACGAUGGAAGACCUCGAGAAGCGCUUUGAUCGUACGGAGCAUCUGAAGCUCCACGUACUAGGGAUGAACGGCAAAGAGAGGAACGUCAGCAACGUUUGGAAGAUCUUCUCGAGCACGUCGUAUGUCCGCGUGCCUGGCACUUCGCUGAAGCUCUACAAGAGGGGUGUGUACGGGGAUCGGUUUGAGAGCAGAUCAGAGGAUGAACGUGUGUGGGAGUGGGCUCAGCUUCUUCAUGAGAAGAAGAGCGAUGGCACCCUAACACGAGCCGUCAAAGUCGACAUGCGUGUCGGGGCAAUCUGGGACGGCGGCGUCGUUUACUACGAAGACGGCCACAGAUCGCAUUGGGGGCCCAUGCGUAGUCCGGGAGGCCAUGAGCAUCACUUUGGAGGCGGAAGUUCCGAAGCCAUCGACCUCCCACCAAAUGUAGAAAUCAAGAAGAUCGAAGUCAACCGCAAAGACGACUGGGGAGUCAUGUCGGGUGUGCGGAUGCAUCUCAGCAACGGCGAUGUGAAAGGCGAACUGAAUGCCCGUGGGGGUUCGAACGUUCUCACGUUGGAACCCGGCCGCCAUGAACGAAUCAUCGGCUUCUACGGCGCCAACGACUGGGGCCGCAAUUUCUCUGGCGUCCUCCAAUUCGGUAUUAUCACCGCGCCGAAAGACAUUGAGCUCCCAGCACAGGUGUACGACUUGCCGGAACUCAAGAACACGGACGGUGGGCUGGGCGAGAACCCAACGCGGGACUCGGACAUGGAGGACGGCUCGGGCACAGACGGUGAGAGUGAGGACACCGAAUCCGAGACUGGGUUUUUGUUAUUCGACUAACUGGCGUGAAGAUCCUGAGGAUUCCGAGGAUGAUCUGUAGCCUGAUCGGCCGUUUGACUUAUGGAAUGUGCAGAUACGGAUGAGGAUUCCCUGGAAGGUGGAGUGUAUGACUAGGGCUCCGGGAAGUCUCCGUUUGUAUGCCACAUGUCUG